Oreochromis aureus is the source of this 3768-nucleotide messenger RNA. RefSeq names its product popeye domain containing 2 (gene popdc2). The record is from RefSeq and is a predicted model, not a curated record. Gene Ontology annotation, molecular function: cAMP binding. Lineage: Eukaryota; Metazoa; Chordata; Actinopteri; Cichliformes; Cichlidae. Bases 526 to 1665 code for a protein of 379 amino acids. The transcript has 4 exons. Gene Ontology annotation, cellular component: sarcolemma.
AAACAUGGUUAUCCUUCUAGGGCCCUAUCGACUCCCCCCCCCUCGCCUCCCUUAUCCUUUUCUCUUCCAGCUGUUGGCUCUACAGUGCAGGCCAGAGGGUGAGAAAAAGAGACAGAAAAGCACAGCAAGAAAGACUACGGGAAAACUUGGAAGGGAAAGACGGGGCGAGAAGCCAGAGGAGAGAGGAAGGGACGCAUGAUGAGAGGAGAAGAAACAGAGGAAACCCAUUCCAGCUGUGUUUCUGCAACAAAUAGAGUUGUGAUAACAUCUUCACGGUGAAGAAUUUUCUGCCGCUGCACGCCAAGGGAACAAACAAUUACAUCUGACAUUUUUGGUCAGUAUCAGGCUGUUUAUUUUUAAUCAAGCUGUAAUCCAAACAGAUGAUCUAGUAAUAGGACAGAAACAGCACUGAGUUUGAGUGGAUAACAAGUCUUAUUGGUCCCUUCUUAAAAAACCCCACAAAACAAACAAACUUUGCUUUGUGCACCAAGAGCCUUUCCAGAACUUAUUCGAAAAGAUUUAAACAUGAGUGCAGACAACUCUAGCCUGCUGGACAGCCUGCUCUUUCCCCCUCUCUGCGAUGGCUGGAGCAACAACACAGAGGGAGCCAUCUACCAGUUGGGUAACACCAUCCUCUUUCUGGGCUACAUGGGAGGAAGCGGGGCCUACGGGUGCCUCUUCAUCUUCGGCUUCCUUUGUCCCGGUUUCCUGUGUCUCCUUCUGUGGGGAUUGCUUACAGUGUGCGGCCUGGAUGUCUUCACCUGGAACCUGCUUCUACUACUGGUCUGCUUGCUUCAGCUCUGUCACCUCCUUUACCGGCUGCACCAGGAGGGCAUACGAGGUGAGGAGCUGGCCUCCCUCUACCAGGCGGUCUACCUGCCCCUGGGCGUGCCUGUCCAGGUGUUCAAGGAGAUUGCAAAGGCUUUUGAGAACAAGGUGCUGGAGCUGAAAGCAGGAGAGACUUACGCUGUGGAGGGAAAGACCCCCAUUGACCAGCUCUCCUUUCUGCUUUCUGGAAGGAUCAACGUGUCUUUGGAGGGCCAGUUUCUGCAUUACAUCCACCGACACCAGUUCCUCGACUCUCCCGAGUGGGAGUCUCUGAGACCAAACGAGGAGGGAAAGUUCCAGGUGACCCUGACAGCAGAGGAAGAUUCCCGUUACAUCUCAUGGCGUCGCCGCCGCCUCUACAUGCUGAUAUCAAAGGAUCGCUACAUCGCCCGUCUCUUCUCUGUAAUGCUGGGACACGACAUUGCUGAAAAGCUCUACAACCUUAACAACAAGCUCUACAUCAAAAGUGGCGUGCUGUUGGACAUCCGCCUGCCAAGCCUCUACCACGUGCUAGCUCCUGCCUCACAGGGCAGUGAGGGUGGCAGCGGCAGCGAUGGAGGCCCUGCCAGGGAGCAACAAACUGAACAGCAGUGCCAAGACCCAGAGCUCACCUACCAGAUGCCUGACAGACCUAAACCUCAGCCUCUCCAGCCCAAACCUCAGGGACCAAUGAAGACAGCCGUGGAUGAACCCUUGCAUGACCCUUAUCACCCUUCCUGGGCGUUUGACCCGGAGCUGCCCAUUGGUGAGGACUCCACCAGCCUGGUCCUGGAGGACUUUGCUGAUGUGGCGGGCUCCUUAACGGAUUAUGGCAGUGAGAGGGAAUAUUUGAGGUAGAGAGGGAGGGUGUUGGAGCUAACACACGGGGGCACCACUUAAGCUACAUGAGGUGAUGGGAAUCUACCGCCUCGAUUCCAGAGGGUCAGAGCGCCGCUGGCUCCCACUGAAACCCCUAAACUGUGAGACGUCUCUCCUGGAAACACUUUGUUAACACUAUGAAUGUGUUGCAAGUCACUAUGACACCAUCUCCUCCUCCUUCUCUGUUCCUGUUCUUCAGUCCUGAGUAUGAAGAAUAUAAAUUCUUAACAUUUAUUUUGAAUUAAAAUUUAAGUCAUAGAACAAACUUUACUGACACCUUUUAACAGUUUGACAUAUUAUUUCAGAGUGUUAACAUUUUCCUUGUUACCAUUUAGUCUUUAGGCCUUUAGGCCAAAAUAUCCCAAGAUACAGUGACCCUGAGUGUGUAAAUGACCUACAACCUAAGACAACACUGGCAAAUAGAAAAAUGCUACAAAAAGCAUAAAAAGACACAGAAGUUGAAUAAAUCAUGAAUGAAGUGAAUAAAACUCAACAGAUAUUAAAGUAGAAAAAAACAAAAUCUCACAACAUAAGUGUUUUUUGGGAGACAAUUUGUUAAAGUGACAGAAACCUAAAGAUGAAGGAUUGCACUGAGACUCGUUUAAAGAAAGCGGAACAUUUAUUUGUGUUGUGAGGGAGAAAAGUUGGAAGGUAAUGUGUUGUAAUCGCAUGCUUCAUACAGUACUGUAGAUACAUGUUUGCUAUUAGCCAUAGAUCAGCAGAAGUCAGGUUCAGUGUAUGCCGGUUAUUUUGUUGUAGAAUUUUGCAGUGAUCCUACGGCCACAGUACGCGGUGGACAUGGUCAAUUGUGUAUGUGGAACAGCCAAAAUUGUGCUUCACAAUUAAUAUUUUUAAGCUAAUUAGCAUUUAAUGCAAUUAUAGCUAAGUUAGUGAAUCUCAAUUUGGGCCUUCUGGUAUUAUUUUGCUUGCGAUGUUACUGACCCCAUUGAAAAAUGUUUCAUCGGUAAAUCUCUUCAGCGAACAAGAAUUUAUUUCUGUUGUGAGGGAGAAAAUGAUCCAGGUAAUGUGUGUUUUAAUUGCAUGAUUCAUGUAAUACUGUAGCAACAUGUUUGCUAAUAGCCGUUGACUGUUAGCUUUUCUGUCACUUUAAUGUCUUCCAAAAACACUAUUUUGUUAGUUUUUUUAAUUGUUUUGGGAAGCUUUUGUUGUGUUUUUCCACUUCAUUUUUUUUUUGUUUUGCUAAUGCUAAUUAGCGCUUCCAUUGUGUUAUUUGUGCUUUUGCUGCAUUUUUCCAUUUGCUGGUGUUUUCUUCAGCUGCAGUGCAGAGAUCUUUCAUGGCCUCUCUACCAAGAGUCUGAAAUCUGCCUUUAACAUUUUAAAUACAGUAGACUAUAAAAUCAAAUAUUUAACAAAUUAAAAGACUCAGAGAAGCAUCUCUCCAGUAGACAUACUAUCUUGCUGAUAUUUUACCAACAUGUCCUCAUGUAUGAAUUAGGCCCCAAAUGAAAUCAUAUUUACACUAUCAUAUUGAUUGGCACUGUAGAACUGAGGACAGGCAGCCUUCACUUUGUUACCUACCAGCACAUUUAAUGUCUGAAAUGUCAUUUCAUAUUAUGUGACUAAAUUUGCUUAUAUUUCAGAUUGGAACUGUUUUUUAUUCAGAUUUGAUUUUCACGUGAUUUAAUGUUACAUUUCACUUUUGAAAUUUGCUUCACAAAUAAUAAUAAUAAUUAAUGUUGAUGUAAUGUAGGAAGGUUGCUGCACAUUUUCUGGGUCUGGUUUAAAACAUGUUUUGUCAAAGCUAUUUAAAGUUAUGAGACAGCUUAACGUUGGCAGAUGUACAUUACAAUCAAAUGUUCUUCCUUCAAGCUCUGGAAAGCAUUUGGCUUUGUAUCCUUGAUCUUUUCAGACCUGUCUGGAACAUUUUAUGUACAAAACCUGCCAACUGGUUCUGUUGUCUUCUAUCAUUUCACUGCAAUGUUUUGAUGUGUCAUGUUUAGAUUAGUGAUCAGAUUACCAAAGUCAUCCUUUUACAUGUUCUCUGGUGAUAUAUAUUAGAAGCCUGAUUUUUUAAAAAUGUUUUUAAACAUUGUUGUGUUUAAUACAUGGGCAUAAUGUGAA